Messenger RNA from Lepisosteus oculatus (spotted gar), 1219 nucleotides. It is a transcript of the gene dcun1d5, whose product is annotated as DCN1, defective in cullin neddylation 1, domain containing 5 (S. cerevisiae). Gene Ontology annotation, cellular component: ubiquitin ligase complex. The record is from RefSeq and is a predicted model, not a curated record. Gene Ontology annotation, biological process: protein neddylation. Lineage: Eukaryota; Metazoa; Chordata; Actinopteri; Semionotiformes; Lepisosteidae. Gene Ontology annotation, molecular function: ubiquitin-like protein binding; ubiquitin conjugating enzyme binding; cullin family protein binding.
AGGAGUUUGCAGUGCCGGUGUGAGAAAGUGUUACUCAUUUCUGUGCUGGUGGAUGGAGAGUUCGGUUGCUGUGCGGGCAAAAAGAAAACAAAGUGUCGGAAUUAACUGAAGAAACUGUGCGUACUGGCUGACAUUCAGCACGUAUCUCAAACACUCGACAGGCUUAAUUUAUUAGAAGAUUUGAAUGGACAAGGUGACCAAAAAUACAUAGGACAGAGUCAGAUAAGCAGAACGUCCACUCAUUCCAUAAUGCCAGUGAAAAAGAAGAGAAAGUCUUCAGGUCCUGAUGAUUCUGGUCUAAGAAAAUGCAAAAUAACUAGCUUUUGCAGAUCACAGGGCCCGGGUAGACUGAUCAACAUGGAAGACCACUUUUCAAGCAAGAAGUGCCUGUCCUGGUUUUAUGAAUAUGCAGGUCCAGAUGAAAUUGUAGGUCCAGAAGGCAUGGAAAAAUUUUGUGAAGACAUUGGUGUGGAGCCUGAAAAUAUUAUCAUGCUGGUUUUAGCCUGGAAACUAGAAGCGCCAAAUAUGGGAUUUUUCACCAAGGAAGAAUGGCUAAAGGGAAUGACCUUGCUACAAUGUGACUGUACAGAAAGGUUGCAGAAUAAGCUUGAUUAUUUGAGAUCCCAACUCAACGAUAGUACGGCUUUCAAGAAUAUUUACAGAUAUGCCUUUGACUUUGCUAGGGACAAAGACCAGCGCAGCCUUGACAUCGACACUGCCAAGUCUAUGCUAGCUCUGCUACUAGGAAGAACCUGGCCUCUCUUCCCAGUGUUUCUUCAGUUUUUGGAGCAAUCAAAAUACAAAGUAAUGAACAAGGAUCAGUGGUACAAUGUCUUAGAGUUCAGCAGGACGGUCCAUCCAGAUCUCAGUAACUACGAUGAAGAUGGAGCAUGGCCAGUUCUUCUAGACGAGUUUGUGGAGUGGCAAAAAGCUCGACUGGCAUCAUAGCAGGUGCAGAGCACAUGUGGAUGUUUUCUGUCGGUUCAGAAGGCACACCUCCAAGGACAGUGGAAAAGCCACCAGCCCCGGAUUUAUCGCUCUGAAGAGACUUUUACAGUGUUAAUUGCUUCAAAAGGGGGGAGCCUUUGUGUUUCACGUCUGUCAAGACCGCGCAGACCCAGUGCUGAGCCAUCAGCGGGGAUUUUCUUUUUCCUUUUUCUCGAGUCUUACCUUGUUUAUAGUAUAUGUUUUCAGAACAGGAAUAAAGAAUGGAAUUGUA